AUGGUAACGCGGAUGAAAAACAUUAGUUCACCACUGACCCGCAUUCCACCUCCUUUCCGUUCAAUGUACCGAUACGGGCAAAGCAAAACGGGAACAAAGGUAAAAAGAAUGAAAAAUUGGCACGGGCAAUGCGGAGCGCGAGACACCUGCAGUGUACAUUAUAUAUUUUUGUUUCGCUAUUAAGUUUAUUAUGAUAUUUUAUAUUUUUAAAUUGCCCAAAGUCACUAAAGUUAUUAAUGUUUACGUUAAAGGGCAUGACGCUGGUCAGUUAUCAGUUUCACCGUCUGAUCGCACAGCCCCCUGAUAAAUUUCGUUCGCCGCGGUGUUCCCCGUUUUGCUUCAUCGGCAACGAGACACAUCCGAUAUAUUUCACUGCAUUUGAAAAAUAUUUAUUGUAG
This is a messenger RNA of Cinara cedri, 398 nucleotides long. NCBI's taxonomy places the organism in Eukaryota, Metazoa, Arthropoda, Insecta, Hemiptera, Aphididae. The record is from the annotation of a GenBank genome assembly.